GCCGCGGUCGGAGCCAUUUCCCCGCCGCCGCCGCCUCCGCGCAGGUGGCUUUACUCUCGCCGUGUGUCUGUCGCUAAGGCCGAAGCCACGGACGGCCCUAAGAGGGCUGUGCUCUCGGGCACCAGGAAGCGGACGCCGGUCUGAAGAAUACACUUGAAUCAUGGGUGAUGUUAAAAAUUUUCUGUAUGCCUGGUGUGGCAAAAGGAAGAUGACCCCAUCCUAUGAAAUUAGAGCAGUGGGGAACAAAAACAGGCAGAAAUUCAUGUGCGAGGUUCGAGUGGAAGGAUAUAAUUACACUGGCAUGGGUAAUUCCACCAAUAAAAAAGAUGCACAGAGCAAUGCUGCCAGAGACUUUGUUAACUAUUUGGUGCGAAUAAAUGAAGUAAAGAGUGAAGAAGUCCCAGCUGUUGGGGUGGCACCCCCUCCGCCCCCAAUUACUGAUACACCUGACACCACAGCAGAUACUGGUGGAGGUUUACCAACAAGCAUGGGAGGACCUCUUCCUCCACAUCUGGCUCUCAAGGCAGAAAAUAAUUCUGGAAUUGGGGCCUCUGGCUAUGGUGCUCCUGGGCCCACCUGGGAUCGAGGAGCCAACUUGAAGGAUUAUUACUCUAGAAAAGAAGAACAAGAAGUACAAGCGACCCUUGAAUCUGAAGAAGUGGAUUUAAAUGCUGGGCUUCAUGGAAACUGGACCUUGGAAAAUGCUAAGGCUCGUCUGAACCAAUAUUUCCAAAAAGAAAAGAUCCAAGGAGAAUAUAAGUACACCCAAGUGGGUCCUGAUCACAACAGGAGCUUUAUUGCAGAAAUGACCAUUUAUAUCAAGCAGCUGGGCAGAAGGAUUUUUGCACGCGAACAUGGAUCAAAUAAAAAAUUGGCAGCACAGUCCUGUGCGCUGUCACUUGUCAGACAACUCUACCACCUUGGAGUGAUUGAAGCUUACUCUGGACUUACAAAGAAGAAAGAAGGAGAGACAGUGGAGCCUUACAAAGUUAACCUUUCUCAAGAUUUGGAGCAUCAGCUGCAAAACAUCAUUCAGGAGCUAAAUCUUGAGAUCGUACCUCCUCCUGAUGAUCCUUCUGUUCCUGUUAUACUCAACCUUGGCAAAUUGGCUCACUUUGAGCCAUCUCAGCGGCAAAACCAAGUGGGCGUGGUUCCUUGGUCACCUCCACAGUCCAACUGGAAUCCUUGGACUAGUAGCAACAUUGAUGAGGGGCCCCUGGCUUAUGCUACGCCAGAACAAAUAAGCAUGGACCUCAAGAGUGAGUUAAUGUAUCAGCUGGAACAGGAUCAUGAUUUGCAAGCAAUCUUACAGGAGAGAGAGUUACUGCCUGUGAAGAAAUUUGAAAGUGAAAUCCUGGAAGCUAUUAGUCAAAAUCCAGUUGUCAUUAUCCGAGGCGCUACUGGAUGUGGUAAAACCACGCAAGUUCCCCAGUUUAUUCUAGAUGACUUCAUCCAGAAUGACCGAGCAGCGGAGUGUAAUAUUGUAGUAACUCAGCCCAGGAGAAUCAGUGCAGUUUCUGUUGCAGAGCGAGUUGCAUACGAGAGAGGAGAAGAGCCUGGAAAAAGUUGUGGCUAUAGUGUUCGAUUUGAGUCUAUACUUCCCCGCCCUCAUGCCAGUAUAAUGUUUUGUACUGUAGGUGUACUCCUAAGAAAAUUAGAAGCAGGCAUUCGAGGAAUCAGUCAUGUAAUUGUAGAUGAAAUACAUGAAAGAGACAUAAAUACUGACUUCCUUUUGGUAGUGUUGCGUGAUGUGGUUCAGGCUUAUCCUGAAGUUCGCAUUGUUCUCAUGUCUGCCACUAUCGAUACCAGCAUGUUCUGUGAAUAUUUCUUCAAUUGCCCAAUCAUUGAAGUUUAUGGAAGGACUUACCCAGUUCAAGAAUAUUUUUUGGAAGACUGUAUUCAGAUGACCCACUUUAUUCCUCCACCAAAGGAGAAGAAGAAGAAAGACAAGGAUGAUGAUAGUGGGGAAGAUGAUGACGCAAAUUGCAACCUGAUUUGUGGCGAUGAAUAUGGUCCAGAAACAAAAAUGAGCAUGGCUCAACUGAACGAAAAAGAAACUCCUUUUGAACUCAUUGAGGCUCUGCUUAAGUACAUUGAGACCCUUAAUGUUCCUGGAGCUGUGUUGGUUUUUCUGCCUGGCUGGAAUUUGAUUUAUACUAUGCAGAAGCAUUUGGAAAUGAAUCCACAUUUUGGAAGCCAUAGGUAUCAGAUUCUACCUCUGCAUUCUCAGAUUCCUCGAGAGGAACAGCGCAAAGUAUUUGAUCCAGUGCCAGGUGGAGUAACCAAGGUUAUUUUGUCUACAAAUAUUGCUGAGACAAGCAUUACCAUAAAUGAUGUUGUUUACGUCAUUGACUCCUGCAAGCAAAAAGUGAAGCUGUUCACUGCUCACAACAAUAUGACCAAUUAUGCUACAGUUUGGGCGUCCAAAACAAACCUUGAGCAGCGGAAAGGACGAGCUGGCCGCGUACGGCCUGGAUUCUGCUUUCACCUCUGUAGCCGAGCUCGUUUUGAGAGGCUCGAAACCCACAUGACACCGGAGAUGUUCCGAACACCAUUGCAUGAAAUUGCUUUGAGCAUAAAACUUCUGCGUCUGGGAGGAAUUGGCCAGUUCCUGGCCAAGGCAAUCGAACCUCCGCCUUUGGAUGCUGUGAUUGAAGCAGAGCACACACUUAGAGAGCUUGAUGCAUUAGAUGCCAAUGAUGAGUUGACUCCUCUGGGACGAAUCCUGGCUAAACUCCCCAUUGAGCCUCGUCUUGGCAAAAUGAUGAUAAUGGGGUGUAUUUUCUAUGUGGGAGAUGCUGUUUGUACCAUCUCUGCUGCCACCUGCUUUCCAGAGCCUUUCAUCAGUGAAGGAAAGCGACUGGGUUAUAUCCAUCGAAAUUUUGCUGGAAACAGGUUUUCUGAUCAUGUGGCCCUUUUAUCAGUAUUCCAAGCUUGGGAUGAUGCUAGAAUGGGUGGAGAAGAAGCAGAGAUACGUUUUUGUGAGCACAAAAGACUCAAUAUGGCUACGCUUAGAAUGACCUGGGAAGCCAAAGUUCAGCUCAAAGAGAUUCUGAUUAAUUCUGGAUUUCCAGAAGAGUGUUUAUUGACGCAAGUGUUUACUAACACUGGACCAGACAAUAAUCUGGAUGUUGUUAUCUCUCUCCUGGCCUUUGGUGUGUACCCCAAUGUGUGCUAUCAUAAGGAAAAGAGAAAGAUUCUCACCACUGAAGGGCGUAAUGCACUUAUCCACAAGUCAUCUGUUAAUUGUCCUUUUAGCAGCCAAGACAUGAAGUACCCAUCUCCCUUCUUUGUUUUUGGUGAAAAGAUUCGAACCCGGGCCAUCUCUGCUAAAGGCAUGACCUUAGUCACCCCACUGCAGCUGCUUCUCUUUGCCUCCAAGAAAGUCCAGUCUGAUGGACAGAUUGUGCUUGUAGAUGACUGGAUCAGACUGCAAAUAUCUCAUGAAGCUGCUGCCUGUAUCACUGCUCUCCGGGCAGCCAUGGAGGCUCUGGUUGUUGAAGUAACCAAGCAGCCUGAUAUCAUCAGCCAGUUGGACCCCGUUAAUGAACGUAUGCUGAACACAAUCCGCCAGAUCUCUAGGCCCUCAGCUGCUGGUAUCAACCUUAUGAUUGGCAGUACACGGUAUGGAGAUGGUCCACGUCCUCCCAAGAUGGCUCGAUAUGACAAUGGAAGUGGAUAUAGAAGGGGAGGUUCUAGUUAUGGAGGUGGAGGCUAUGGCACCGGAGGCUACGGAGGUGGUGGAGGCUAUGGGGGUAGUGGAGGCUACGGCAGCAGUGGCUAUGGUGGUAGUUCCAGCUCCUAUCGGGGAGGCUAUGGUGGAGGUGGUAGUGGAGGCUACAGAGGGGGUUCCCGAGGUGGCUACAGAGGUGGAUCAGGAGGAGAUUACAGAGGGUCUGGUGCAGGAGGCUACAGAGGAUCUGGGGGGUUCCAGCGAGGGGGUGGCAGAGGGGGCUAUGGGAGUGGCUACUUUGGACAAGGAAGAGGAGGUGGUGGCUAUUAAAGCUUGGUUAUGUCAGUGCCUGUGCAGAGACAGUUUAAAAAAAAAAAUGCAUGCUACCCAUUUUCCCAAGUUGUUUAUUUGCUGCUGAUAAGUAAACCCAUUUUCAAGUAAAUCCAUUUCCCACACAUUCUGUGUUUCAUUGUAGUUUAAGGAAACUAAACAUAGAUAUAUUAGUGAUUUUGUUUAUAGUAUGUAAAAUAUAAUGAUCUAUUAAAGUACUACAGUUUGUAUUUUUUCUUUAAGGAGUACAGAUUUGCCUUGAACUUGAUAUUUUCUUGACUUUAGUUUAAUACAAUAGAAAAUAAAGUAUUACAUUGACUACUGGCCAUGUAGUUAAUUGUUGAUCUUAUACAUUAGAAUAAUUUUACAAUGCCACUUAAUUACAUCUGUUUGUUUUAAACAUCAGAAGAAAAACUGUACUUUGUUUCACACGUAGAUCAACUGAUGUUAUUACUUACAGUAGUUAGAAUAAAAGCCUUGGAAUGCAGUUGUUAUUCUUGCACUAAAAACUGGCCAGUACAUAACUGACAUGGACCUCUGUACCUGAAUAAAACUUUUGACUUAGGGCUGAACAUUUUUACUGUUUCCCAAGCUUUGUCUUUGAAAAACAUCUAAGACCAAGGUCAGCGUUCUCUUUUCUUAAAUUAGUUUCCAGUGUAAAAAUUAUUUUUAAAUUUUAAUUAAAAUUAUUAAUCCACAAUACUCUUGAAUAAAGAUUAUAUGUAGGCAGAGAACUAAGGUAAGUGAAGCUUCACAAAUGCAUAAAGUUUAGAUAUUUGACAAAUAACUACAUUAACAUGUAUUUCAAAGGAUAUUUGUUAAGCUAGUUUUAGUGGAGAGGUUUAUACACUUGUAACACUAUAGUUUUCCAAUAAAUUUUCACAUUUUUGAUUUCACAAAUGGCACAGUAUAGUAGAGAUUACAAAGUUUUUGUAUGAGAGUACUGAGCUCAUAUCUUAAUGCUGCUGACAUGUGAGUGAUCUUAGGCAACUUAUAUUUUGUGUUAGUCUCCUUUUCAAAACACUCUUAUUGUACAUAUGUUCUUUAGAUCACCUUCAGCAGUUUCUGUUGAUAAGCUGAUUAGUCUAAUUAAUUUCAGAUUCUCAAAUCUGUAUCUCCAACUGAGAUUUUCUUUCUGAAUAUCAGACCUAUGUAAACAACUGCUUACUGGACACACAUUUCUGUCCAGAAAUAAAAAAAACUUAAGUACUUUCCAAAGUGAAGAAAACCCCCUGAACUCACCCUAUGCUCUGUACUCUGUUCUCUGUUCAGCUGGGGUUUUUUGUUUGUUUAAUCACAGGAGUUUCAGCCUAAGCCAUAAAUAUCACCACAUCCAGUCAAUUGUACUUCCAAAACACCUUCCAAUUGUGUUACAAUAAACUAGCUGCCCCUGUUCUAUUUAGGCUAUCAUUAACUUGGACGUACAUUUAUGCAACAACCUCUAAACUGAUCUUCCUGCUUAUUUAGUCUUGCCUGUCUGCGGUCCAUUCUCCAUACUGCAGCUAGAUUUACAUUCCCAUACAAAUCUAAAAUCACCACCACGCCCCUCUUGGCUUAAGCCAGUGGUUCCUAUUGCCUUCGGGGUGAAGGCUAAGCUCCUUUUUUACGCCCUCACUCCUGCCUUACAUUCAGUUCCAUUCAGUAACCACACCGAAUUUCCAGCCUCGUUAAUGGUUUUCUUGUUUCCUUUGCACAUGUGAAAAAUCCCAUAAAAGGUAUAAAUUUAGUAAUGCCACACUUGACUGGUACCUAUUCCUCCAACUUCUUCAACUAGAAAUGAGAAGUCAAAAAUGACCAAAAGAGAUACCAAAUUACAUUCUCUGAAACUUGAAAGAACCCCUCAGGCAGGCAUAGUUGUGAUAUUACAGAAUUCAGCUAAAAACCUAAGGACAUUGCUAUGCAGAUUUCUAGAACCUUUCUGCAGCUCUGUCCUAUAUUCUGCCCCACAAAUUCUAGCUGUCCUCCUCAAACUCCAGUGUCUGUCUUUUACCUCAGUGAGACUUCUGUGCCCUGCUUGUUUCUUUCUCUGUCAUGAUUGAGAGUGCCUCCACACAAGGUCAAGGUGGUCUUAGGCUCAUCUAAUUUUUUUCCUUCUUUUGGGGAUCACAGUUCUACACUGCCUGUUGUCCAAUGUCUGAAAGCAGUUGAUUCAUAUACAUAAUAUUUUGUUGUCAUUUCAGCAGUCUUCACAGCAUCUUCAACAACCAGGAGUAAGUUCCAUCUCAAGAAACCACUGUCUUUGCUCAUCCAUAAAGAGCAGCUCCUCAUCUGUUCAAGUUUUAUGAGGUUGCAACAGUCCAGUCACAUCUUCAGGCUCCACUUCUAAUUCUAGUUCACUUGUUUUCACCACAUCUAGAGUUACUUCCUCCACUGAAGUCGUGGACCCUUUCAAGUCAUCCAUGAGGGUUGGAAACAAGUUCUUCCAAACUCUUUGUUAAUUUGAUACUUUGACUUCUUCCCAUGAAUCAGAAAUGUUCUUAAUGGCAUCUAGAUUGGUGAAUCCUUUCCAGAAGGGUAUCAACUUACCUUGUCCAGAUCUAUCGGAGGAAUCACUAUCCGUAAGACAAGUUGAAAUUACUUGUUGACCUGUGCUCUGAAGAAAGAAUGUUGUGUUAGCAGACAUAAAAACAAUGCACGUCUCCAUCAGAGCUCUUGGGCGCCCAGGUGCAUUGUCAGUGAGCAGUAGUAUUUUGAAAGGAAUCUUUUGACUACUACAUGUCAAAACAUUCAGUAGACCAUUGUAAACAGGUGUGCUGUCAUCCAGGCUUUUUUGUUCCAUUUUUAGAGCACAGACAGAGUAGGUUUAGCAUAAUUCCUAAGGGCCCUAGGAUUUGCAGAAUGAUAGAUGAGCAUUGUCUUCAACUGCGUUAUUCCCUAGUGAGAGUCAGUCCUUUACAGCUUUGAAGCCAGGCAUUGACUCCUCCUCUCUAGCUAUGCAAGUCCCAGAUGGCAUCUUCUUCCAAUAUAAGGCUGUUCUGUCUACACUGAAAAGUCUCGUUCAGUGUAGCCACCCUUAUUGUCUUAGCUAGACUUCUGGAUAACUUGCUGCAGCUUCUGUGUCAGCGGUUGCUGCUUCCCCUUGCCCUCUUACGGAGAUGGCUACUUGCCUUAAACCUCAUGAACCAAGCUCUGCUAAAUUCAGACUUUUAUUUGGCUUUCUCACCUCUCUCAAUCUUCAUAGAAUUGAAGAGAGCCUUGCUCUGGAUUAGGCUUUGGUUUGAGGAAAUGUGGCUGGUUUGAUCUUUUAUCAAGACCACUAAACCAGUGAGACUGUUUCACUUCCUUAUUCAUUCAUUCAUUAGAAUAGCACUUUUAAUUUCCUUUAAGAACUUUUAUCUUUACAUUCACAACUUGGCUAACUGGUGCUAGAGGCCUAGCUUUCAUCCUCUUUUGGUUUUUGGCAUGCCAUCUUCAUUAAGCUUCAUCAUUUCUAGCUUUGAUUUAAAGUAUGACAUAUUGACCCUUCUUUUCACUUGGACACUUAGAGGCCAUCUUAGGCUUAUUUGUUGUGCUAAUUUCAAUAUUGUGUCUCAGAGAAUAGGGAGGCCCAAGGAGAAAGGAAAGAGAGAGAACAGCCAGUCAGUGAAGCAUUUAUUAGUUCAGUUAUUGAACUCAUUUAUCAGUUCAUGGUUUUAUGAACACGGUUUUGGUGCUCCAAAACAAGUACAAUAGAAACAGAUCAUUGAUCACAGAUUGCCAUAACAAAUAUAAUAAUAAUAAAGUCUGAAAUAUUUUGAGGCUUACCAAAAUGUGAUACAGAGACAGGAAGUGAGCACAUGCUUUUGGAAAAAUGGUGCUAAGAGACUUGCUUGAUGCACGUUUGCCACAAACCUUCAAUUUGUACAAAAGCCAUGUGUGAAGCAUGUUAAAGUGAAGCGCAAUAAAAGGGGGUCUGCCCAUACUAUUGAAUCUCUUGAAAUUAACUGAGGUCACCUGAAUUUAUCAGACUACUUCAGUGAUAAUUUAACAUUUAAUAAAAUAAUCUAUUUCCUAGGAACUAAUUAGGGUGACCAGCUGUUCCCAGCUUCCUCAGACUGGUUUCCUGAAACAUGGGAAAUGUUAAAACAGAAAGUUGUAGGCAAACUAGAAUGAGUUGGUCUCUCUAGGAUUAAUCUUAAUGGGGAAUCUUUCAGAAGUUUCCAGAUUCUGAUACUGCAUAUUUCUUUCAAACCUAGAAAUAAAUUUAAGGUAAAGGCAACAAAGGAAAUGGCUACAAAUCCAGUAUUUUAAUGUUUCUCAUCUUGACUGGUAAACCUAUAUAAUACUUUUCAUGUUAACCUGAAAAAAUGUGAAAUAAACUUGGUGGUUAUUUUUAAUACCAUAGUAAUUAUUAAUUUAAAUAAUUGAAAAUUUUAGCUCUUUUUAAAAUAACAGGAAGUACAAUAGGAUUAGGUUAACCUGCUGAUCUAAAUAAAAUCUAAAUUUGGGGACUUCCCUGGUGGCACAGUGGUUAAAACUCCGUGCUGUCAAUGCACGGGGCCCGGGUUCCACCUCUGGUCGGGUUAACUAGAUCCCACAUGCAUGCUGCAACUGAGGAGUACACCUGCUGCAACUAAGACCUAGUGCAACCAAAUAAAUAAUUAAAUAUUAAAACAUAAUAAUAAGAAAUUUGGGGGUGUUAGUUCUAAGCAUUUCCAAAUUAACCUAGUAUUCUAAUGAUACCUGCCAAUAGCUUCAGAAUUUUAUUAGGAAAUAAUAUAAACAUUUAUCUUGUGCAACUGCAAAAUCUGAAAAAUAUCAAAUUACCAAAAAAACACAUGGUAUAAUGUUUAGUAUUAAAAUAUUUAAUGAUGUAAAGUUGCCUGAAUUUUCUACAGAACAAAUCAGUAUUCAGUAGACAAAGCAACACAUUUUGUUGAAAGCUGUUUUAGGCCUCAAUUGAGUAAUAAAGAAUAUGUAAAAAGAAACUUAAAUACUAUCUUCGUUCAGUUGGCAUAAGCUUUUGGAGGCUGAGAGUCUCCUUUGAGAGUAUGAAAGAUAUGGACUCUCUCCAGCAAAAGGCAUGUACACCAAGUUUUUCACUUAAAAUUUAAGGUAGUUCACAGACUUGGAGCCUGCCUAUGUACUUCAGCUUAAGAAGGCCUGAUUUGGUUCAAUCACUGAAAAUACAGUAUAUUUAUAUAAUUUUCUCAUUUUCCACUUUAAUACUUUGGAAAAUUAGACCCCAUCCUCAAAUUUACUGCUUUGUGGUUAUAACUGUUAAAUCUGUAAGAUACUAUGCAUCUUGGGUGUCUCAAAAAGAAUGGUAACCAGCUCUUUUUUUUUUUUUUUAAUUUUUUGGUCAUGCCAGGUGGCGUGUGGGAUCUUAGUUCCCCGACCAGGGAUUGAACCCAUGCUCCCUGCAGUGGAAGCGUGGAUUCUUAACCACUGAACCGCCAGGGACAUGCUCCUAUUAUGUUAGCAACUCUUCUAUACUUUGUGCUGCUGAGGAGUGCCUUCAGUUCUUUGGUUUGUAGCCACCUGUAGCUUCCACUGCUUCUUAUAAACUGACAAGAGGCUCUAGCAUUUUAGUUCCCAUUCUGUUCAAUUGGGCUUUACCAUAGCUGCUACUGGCAUUGCAAUGACGCAAAGGAAAUCUCCACUCCUACUGCCAGUCCCUUACAAAAAGGCAGAAAAGUGUCCUAAUUCAUCCCUUUUCAUUCCACACCAAGGCCCUCUAAUCUUGAUUUUGUUGAAUUUUCACCUCCAGAAUCCUAACAUUUCUAUCACCAGCAACUGUGAUGAAAUACCCUUAAAAGUCUUGGAUUGUAAAUUUCAUUUCAGUCUUUUGCAUAAGCAGAGACCCAUUGGUAGCAUCCUUUUAAAACUUAACAGUUAUUACUUGGAAUGCACAGUACAGUGUGGGAUAUAAUGGUUACUAAGACCCAAUGCCUAUACUCCAAGUCUAGUGGGCAAGCCAGAUGUGUGCACAAAUGGGAAGGACAGAGCAGAAAUAUGGAACCAAACUCUUCUUUUUUUAAUAAAUUUAUUUAUUUAUUGGCUGCAUUGGGUCUUUGUUGCUACACAUGGCCUUUCUCUAGUGGCGAGCAGGGGCUACUCUUCUUUUUUUUUUUUUUUUUUUGGCUCUUUAUUGGAAUAUAAUUGCUUUACACUCUUGUACCAGUUUUUGAGGUACACCAAAGUCAAUCAGCUGUAUUUAUACACAUAUCCCCAUAUUCCCUCCCUCCCACGACUCCCCCACCCCACCCCACCUGGGGCUACUCUUCAUUGUGGUGCACAGGCUCCUCAUUGCAGUGGCUUCUCUUGUUGCAGAGCACAGGCUCUAGGUGCAUGGGCUUCAGUAGUUGCAGCACAUGGGCUCAGCAGUUGUGGCACACAGACUUAGUUGCUUCGCAGCAUGUGGUAUCUUCCUGGGGCAGGGAUCGGACCCAUGUCCCCUGCAUGGUCAGGUGGAUUCUUAACCACUGCGCCACCUAGGAAGUCCCAGAACCAACCUCUUCUUUAGGUUCUAAAUUAGAAUCUCUUUUAAAUGUAUAAAAGCUAUGCAUUAGUUGGUCCUGGUGGAGGAAAACUUCUUAAAUUGCAUUUGAGAAGUAGAAUUAGGAUUUGUCUUCCCUUGACCUAGAAAUUUGGUUAAGACAGAUGGUAAGCAGAAUAAUGGCCUGUCGAAAAAGUCCGCAUCCUAAUUCCCAGAGCCUGUGAAUACACAUCUUACAUGGCAAAAGGGACUCUGCAGAUGUAAUUCAAGUUAAGGACCUUGAGAUGGGGAAAUUAUCCUGGAUUAUCCAAGUGGGCUCAAUCUAUGAGUCCCUAAAAGUGGAAGGGAAGGGGCAGAAGAGUUGGGUCAGGGAAAUAAGACUGAAGAAGAGGCAGAAGAAGCAGGAAAAGGGCUCAAUUCAUUAUUGCUGGCUUUGAAGAUGGAGGGAGGAGGACAUAAAGGCAGUUGGUCACUAGAAGCUGGGAACAGCCCUUGGCUGACAACCAUCAAGGAAACAGUGCUCAGUCCUACAACUGCAAGGAACUGAAUUGUGCCAACAACCCAAUGAGCAAGGAAACAAAUCCCUGUCAACAUUAAUUUUAGCCUGGUGGGAUGCAUGCCAAAACCACAACCUACAGAACUGUUUGGUAAUAAAUUAGUGGUGUUUAAGCCUCUAUAUUUAUGGUAGUUUGUUAUGAUGGAGAGAAAAAAGGGUGGGAAGGUGAAGGAGGAAGAAAAGUAACUUUUAUCAAAGUUCAGAUUUCUUAGAAAAUCUUAAAAUUCUCUGUGCAUGCUUUAGGGAUAUAAGAAUAGGAGGAGAGGGGGAAAAAAAACAAAAAAAACCCCUGUAUUCUGAAGUGGGCCUGGGGAAAAAGAGUAUUUGGCUGGAAACUGAUAGCAGCAGAAAAAAGGAGGCAGGUGACCAAAGAAUGAGAAGGUUGUUCAUGUGAGGCUAUUGCUUUCUACUCACUCUCAGAAUAGGCUUUGUCCAUCACAUACUCUUCCUAAUGCCAAAAACAGGGAAGUAGAGGAAAAGGAUUGGAAAGGAAAAUCCCCACUCUUACAGCUUAUCAAAUUCAUUAUAGAGAGAUUAUUCUUGUUAAGGCCUCCUUCCUGGAAUUAUAUGUCACCUGGCUAAAAAGACCUUAUGUUUACAGGGGGGAAAAAAAAGCUAUUCAAUGAAACCCUGAAGAACAGCUACGCUAUUUUAUUCAACUCUCGGCCUCAAGAGAUUCUCUAUAGCAACACAGGGUGUCCUUUGCUUAGUUACAGAUAACACAAAGUAUUGAACAAAAGUCAAAUUGAGGAAGGAAAGGUUAGGGGCCAAAGCCUGCGUGCUUAUUUCCUUUUAUAUCCUAAAGUCAAUGUAAGCUCUGCUUUGUGAAAAAGACCAGUUGCUUCUUAGAAAACAAACACCCUAUUUUAGAGGACACAUGGUCAUCCAAUUUAAAGAUUGUAUUUCCUAGCUUCAUUUGCAGUUAGAUGUAGCCAUGUGAUUAGAUUCUACCUGGAGGGAGACAUGAAAGUUGAAAUAAUGUGUGUGACUUUGUAGACAGUUCCUAUCCUUUCUGCUUGGCUACAAUUUAGAAAAAAUGGCUUGAGCAACAAUUGCUGUCUUGGACCAUGUGGUGAUUUUCAGUGUAAACUAUACAAAUGCUAAAACAAGAUAGAAGAAACUUGAGUUUCUAAUACUGAACACUGAGUACCCGUGUGGAACAUCUACAAGCUCUAUAACUGAAUACCUCUGGACUAAUUGAAUAUGAGUGAGAAAUACAUUUCUUUGUUUUUUGCCUCUCUUAUUUUGAAUUUUCUUGUUUCCUAUAGUUAAGCCUUGUUUCCUAUAGUUUCCUACAGUUAAGCCUAAACAUAGUGCUGUCUUACCUUAUUCCAAUUACCUGCACAGAUAAAUGAGAAUGAAUCAGGAAUUGGCCAUAAACUUACAUUUUUCUAUUGUCUACGUAAAUACACCUAAUGCUUCUUAAUGGACUAUGACUAUAAAACAAUAUU
Hippopotamus amphibius kiboko is the source of this 12428-nucleotide messenger RNA. It is a transcript of the gene DHX9, whose product is annotated as DExH-box helicase 9. The coding region runs from base 161 to 4003 and encodes 1280 amino acids. The transcript has 28 exons. NCBI's taxonomy places the organism in Eukaryota, Metazoa, Chordata, Mammalia, Artiodactyla, Hippopotamidae. The record is from RefSeq and is a predicted model, not a curated record. Gene Ontology annotation, molecular function: 3'-5' DNA helicase activity; 3'-5' DNA/RNA helicase activity; ATP binding. Gene Ontology annotation, cellular component: ribonucleoprotein complex; nucleolus; intracellular anatomical structure. Gene Ontology annotation, biological process: positive regulation of transcription by RNA polymerase II; regulation of mRNA processing.